GGUACAUGACCACACAGACCUCGCUGCCACAGGAAGGCUCAUCCACAUACCAGUUCCUGUAGGAAAGGGAUCAACAACAGAGAGAAGCCCAUGAGAACCGUGGAGGAGUUUCUCCCAAACUUAUAUGACGAUGACAUCUGAUCAGCAUAAUGGGUAGAUAGCAACAGAUGUUACUUACUGACUUAGAUAUAACAGACUAUGAAUCAUGAGAGAUGAAAUUGCCACAGCAGUUUUCUUUGUCACAAGACUGGUGAAAAAACAUGAAAAAUUGAGUAAACAGCAAAUGGAGGUUUUUGCAGAGAAGCUGAUGACAGUGUUGUUUGAAAAAUACAGAGGCCACUGGUAUCCUGGAUGCCCUUCUAAAGGGCAAGCGUUCAGGUGUAUCAGGAUAAAUAAUCCAAAUAAAGAGCCCCUUUUAGAAAGAGCAUGUGCUGAGAGUAACGUGAGUUUUUCUCACCUGGGACUUCCUAAGGAGAUGACCAUAUGGGUGGAUCCCUUUGAAGUAUGCUGUAGGUAUGGUGAGAAAAACCAUCCCUUUACGAUUGCUUCUUUUAAAGGCAGAUGGGAGAAAUGGGAACUGUCUCAAAAAAUCAGUUAUGCUGUUAAUAGAGCCACAUUAGAUUACUCCUCUGGCACUUCCUCUGAUGAAGAAGGUUGUAGCAGGGAACCUCAGGCCAUUCCUAAAGUCAUCAACCCCAAGAGCAUCUAUCAGGUUGAAAUCUUCAAACAGCCCUUCCAACCUUCAUUCUUCAUCCCCUAUAGAAAGAGAAUGGUGGGUGGCAGUUUGGGCCUCAUAGCCAAUGCUUAUCAUGCUGCCCAUAGGAACCCUAAGGGUUAUAGGCCUGCUGCAAUGCACAGGGUAGACAGGUACCACUGGGUCAACAGAAAUGAUAAUAAUAAUGGUGUGGUGGGACAUGCAGUGGAGCAGGUUAGAGGAGAAGCUCUGUUUGCCCUAAAACAAAAAUAA
Messenger RNA from Dipodomys spectabilis (banner-tailed kangaroo rat), 967 nucleotides. It is a transcript of the gene Btg4, whose product is annotated as BTG anti-proliferation factor 4. Gene Ontology annotation, biological process: negative regulation of mitotic cell cycle; negative regulation of cell population proliferation. The coding region runs from base 206 to 967 and encodes 253 amino acids. NCBI's taxonomy places the organism in Eukaryota, Metazoa, Chordata, Mammalia, Rodentia, Heteromyidae. The record is from RefSeq and is a predicted model, not a curated record. The transcript is spliced from 6 exons. Gene Ontology annotation, cellular component: cytoplasm; nucleus.